UUCCCGCCCGCCAUUUCGGGAGCUCUGCGUGGGCGGGCGGCGCCCCCUGGCGCCCCACAGCCGUCCUGUCCCGGCUCGGCCCGGCGGCCAUGCAGUCUGCGUUCGUCACCGUGGGCACCACCAGCUUCGAUGAGCUGAUCGCCACGGCCCGCUCCCCGCCCGCGCUGCAGGCGCUGCAGAGCCGUGGGGACCAGAAGCUGGUGCUGCAGGCGGGCCGGGGCUCGCUGCCGCAGCCCAGCAGCAGCCCGGCCGUGGCGGUGGAAGCGUUCCGGUUCAAGGACUCGCUGGCUGAGGAGCUGCAGAGCGCAGACCUGGUCGUCAGCCACGCAGGUGCUGGUAGCUGCCUGGAGACUCUAGAGAAAGGAAAACCACUAAUAGUAGUAAUAAAUGACAAGCUGAUGAACAACCAUCAGCUUGAGCUGGCCAAACAGCUGCACAGAGAUGGCUGUGUCCUCUACUGUAACUGCAAGUAUGGAGCUGCUGGGGCUGUUCCUGCUGGGCAAGAGCAUUCAGUCCAUGUGACUGCACAGCUGAGAACGCGGCAAGGAAAUUUACAUCCUUCUCUGUCAUCUCCAUCUGGAUACAACAUUUUCCAGAGUGAAUAGACUAACACUACGUAGAAAUUUACCACACUUACCAAGCCUUUUUACCACGACCUCUUAUAAUUAUUUUUUUCCAUUUGAGGUAACAUGUAUUUAGAUUAAAAAAAGAAAAACACUUCGAUUCAGGGGAUUAAUAAAGCAGAUAUAGAUAUUAUCUGGUUAGUAACUUUAAAUACCCCUGUCUUUCAAGUACUCAUUCAGGCUGCCCUUUUAACCAAACUUCCUUAAUCCACCAUACCAUCUGACAAGGAGUUUCACAGAUCUACUGCCUGUCACUUCAGGAGAAAAAUUUAAACUAAACUAACAAAAACACACAAAAAAACCCCUACCCCACAAACAAACAAUGUGUGAAUAAAUCCCACCAUCACCAAAACUCCUACCUUCUUUUUUUACAGUUCAUCCUGACUCCUGUUGGGUUCAUUUCUUCUCCUGGUUUUGACUGUAUCUU
Zonotrichia leucophrys gambelii is the source of this 1050-nucleotide messenger RNA. Its product is annotated as UDP-N-acetylglucosamine transferase subunit ALG13 homolog. Bases 90 to 605 code for a protein of 171 amino acids. Gene Ontology annotation, biological process: dolichol-linked oligosaccharide biosynthetic process. Gene Ontology annotation, molecular function: hexosyltransferase activity. NCBI's taxonomy places the organism in Eukaryota, Metazoa, Chordata, Aves, Passeriformes, Passerellidae. The transcript is spliced from 3 exons. The record is from RefSeq and is a predicted model, not a curated record.